CGCAAACCUCGUUCUGUUGAUGGGAUUCGCAGUCAACGCAACCACCCCUACAAUCACGGCGGUCAUUUGGGCGCCGGUGGUCAGUCCUUCUUUAUGACAGGCGACUCGGCCACUUCGAUUUUGGGUUCGGGUCAACCCGGCCAACAACAACAGGGGAAUCAAAUGCGGCCCCAAUCCGCCAGACCUCACAAUUCUGGAAUGACUUCAAGGGUGUGCAACCUCUAUCUGCAAUCGGAUACUUUUCUGUGGGAUCAUGUCAUCAAGUUGCCUCAUAUUCGAUUCAAUCGCGACUUGGCGAUCAAAGAGAUCACCUCCAUAUUCACUCAACAUGUACAGGGCGCCCAAGCCAUCUAUCAAUACACCAACUUCAAAGAUGCCUCUGAUUCCAAUCCAACUAUCUCAAGUGCGGUUCUAAAACUAUCAGUCCUUGAAAUGAUAGUCAACGAUACGGAUACAUAUCUGAUCGAAACUUGCUGUGGAAUGCUUUCCUCCACCUUAUUUAUAUGUCCUAAUCCGUCAGCCUAG
This is a messenger RNA of Rodentolepis nana, 525 nucleotides long. The record is from the annotation of a GenBank genome assembly. Lineage: Eukaryota; Metazoa; Platyhelminthes; Cestoda; Cyclophyllidea; Hymenolepididae.